CGCUCCCGGCGCGGCGGCGGCAGGUGGCCGGGGCAUGCGGCGGCGGUAGGACGCGCGGCGGCGAUGGGCGGCCGGGGGCUGCCGCUGCUGCUGGGGCUGCCGCUGCUGCUCGGGCUGCCGGCGGCGGGGCGCGCCGCCUCCAAGGCGCUGGUGUGCCAGGAGAUCACGGUGCCGAUGUGCAAGGGCAUCGGCUACAACCUCACCUACAUGCCCAACCAGUUCAACCACGACACGCAGGACGAGGCCGGGCUGGAGGUGCACCAGUUCUGGCCGCUGGUGGAGAUCCAGUGCUCCCCGGACCUGCGCUUCUUCCUCUGCAGCAUGUACACCCCCAUCUGCCUGCCCGACUACACCAAGCCGCUGCCCCCCUGCCGCUCCGUCUGCGAGCGGGCCAAGGCCGGCUGCUCGCCCAUCAUGCAGCAGUACGGCUUUGCCUGGCCCGAGAGGAUGAGCUGCGACAGCCUGCCCGUGCUGGGGGACACCGAGGUGCUCUGCAUGGGCUACAACCACACGGAAGCCACCACCCUGCCACCUUUCUUCGGGAAGCCCACGCGCCCGGCCAAGGAUGCAGCCAAAAACCUGGUGCCUCUUGAUGGGCAGCGCCCCUCAGGGCUGGACUGUGGCCGGACGUGCAAGUGCAAAGCGCCUCUGAUCCCCAUCUCCAAGGAGUCCCAUCCGCUCUACAACCGCAUCAGGACGGGGCAGGUACCAAACUGUGCCAUCCCCUGCUACCAGCCCUACUUUACCCAGGACGAGAAGACUUUCGCCACCUUCUGGAUCGGCCUGUGGUCCAUCCUCUGCUUUCUCUCCACAUCCACUACCGUGGCCACCUUCCUCAUUGAUAUGGAGCGUUUCAAGUACCCCGAGCGCCCCAUCAUCUUCCUCUCUGCUUGCUACCUCUUCGUCUCUGUGGGCUACAUCGUGCGGCUGGUGGCAGGGCAUGCCAAUGUGGCUUGCAACCCGGAGCAUCACCACAUCCACUAUGAGACCACAGGCCCUGCCCUCUGCACCGUGGUUUUCCUUCUCCUUUACUUCUUUGGCAUGGCCAGCUCCAUCUGGUGGGUCAUCCUGUCCCUCACCUGGUUCCUAGCAGCCGGCAUGAAGUGGGGCAACGAGGCCAUCGCUAGCUACGCACAGUACUUCCACCUGGCUGCCUGGCUCAUCCCCAGUGCCAAAUCCAUCGCUGUGCUGGCUCUCAGCUCCGUGGAUGGUGACCCAGUGGCCGGGGUUUGCUACGUGGGCAACCAAAGCCUGGAGAACCUGCGGGGCUUUGUGCUGGCACCACUGGUGGUUUAUCUCUUCACCGGCAGCCUCUUCCUGCUGGCUGGCUUCGUCUCGCUCUUUCGCAUCCGCAGCGUGAUCAAGCAGGGUGGCACCAAGACUGACAAGCUGGAGAAGCUGAUGAUCCGCAUUGGCAUCUUCACCAUGCUCUACACUGUGCCUGCCACCAUUGUCAUCGCCUGCUACAUCUAUGAGCAGCACAACCGGGAGGCGUGGGAGCAGGCGCAGAACUGCUCCUGCCCGGGGGAUCCCCACCGCCCUAAGCCCGACUACGCCGUCUUCAUGCUCAAGUACUUCAUGUGCCUUGUGGUGGGCAUCACCUCCGGUGUCUGGAUUUGGUCUGGCAAGACACUUGAGUCCUGGAGGCGCUUCACAGCCCACUGCUGCCGGACCAGGAAGCCCGCGGGUGCCUCGAUGUACGGUGAGGCCAGCCCGGCGCUGGUGGGCAGGACGAUGCUGCCCAGCAUGGCCUCUUACCACAAACAGGUCCCGCUGUCCCACGUGUGACCAAGGGAGCCUCGGUGACCCCAGCCACAGGGAGAAGAGGGUUGCAGAGACCCUGGGCCACAGAAGAGGGGCUGGCAGCUGGGCCACCCCGGCAUCCUCAGCCCCACCAUGGUAGUGCUGCCCGGGACCAAGUGUGUGUGCCCGCAGGGCAUGGAGCAGCCCUGGCCCCAGGCAGGGCAGGGAGAGGUGCUGCCAGCAAUGUAGGGGUAGAGGGAUAGGGACGAUGGGAGCCCGGCACCACUGUGUAUGCUCCAUUUGGGGUCCCAUGUCCUGCCUGGGAUCUGAGGGUGCUGCUGCCCAUGGGCCGGUCAGGUGGCAGGUAGCCCUCGAGCACUGAUUUGUGUCCCACAGGGAGCCUCUGGACAGGUCUUGCUGGUGCUGGGUGAAGGGGAGAGCUGCAGCAGGCAGGGCAGGUGCUGGCACUGGCACCGAGCUGCUCACCAGAGCCUGGGGGGUGAGCGGGCCAGGGAGAGCUGGCAGUGUGGGCUGCCUCCCUGCUGGGCUGCAGCUGGACCCCCAGGCAGAGCAGGAUGCUGCCUUCACGGCCCUUGGAGUCCCGGUACAGCUCUGUGUUGUGGAGGAGCAGGACGGAGGGAGCUGUGUGACCAGGGGCUUCGGGAGCAGUGGUGAGGCAGGAGGAAGGGGCUGCAGAAAGGAGCUGCCACCCAGCCCUUGAGGCGGGCAGGGACAGGGUCCCAACUGCCUGCAGCGCAGCUCUGUGGUGGGCAGCCGGCUCCACCAUCCUGGAGCAGCUCCCCGGAGCACCGAAGGGCUGUGCGGGUGACGAGGGUCUUAUACCAGCACGGGGGUCACAGGGAGCCCUGGGCACCACUGGCCUUGGCACCAGGAGCAGCCUCCUCCUGAGACACCUUGUGCCGGGGAAGGGGCCGAUGCUGCUCCGCACCUCUGCUCUGCAGUGGGGUGAGUUUGUCGCACCCCCCUCGCGCUGUGCAGGUUACGUGGGGUGAGGCAGCCCCAGCACCCUGCCCCUGGCCUGCCCCACCGAGCGAGUGGUGUGUGCAUGGGGGUUCCCAGCCGGGCGGCAGGCUGGCUGUGCUGGGGAGCCACUGGGUUUGCCAGCCAGCCGGCUUCAACACUUGGUGCUGCUUUUCCCAGAGCUGCUCCUCUGUUGGAGGCAGUGCCGGCUUCGGGAGCGAGCAGUGGAUUUAGGAAAACUCAGCAGAACGCUUGUACUCCCUUCCCUGCAGCUUCCCCAGGUCAGAUAGCGGCAGAGCACUGACAGAAAUGGUGCCUGGUGUUAAGCGCUGGUGACAGCUGGAUUUUGAUAAGUAGAGUGAUGGCAGGGUGGGGGGAACACUGCUGUCAACUUCACCUAGCACAGCAAAGACGAGGGGCUCCCGCUGCAGCACAGGAUGGGGCAGGGCUGGUGAGAGGUGGCUGUGUCUGGCUUCAGCCUGCGUGUGAAAGCGCUCGUUUGGUUUGUGUGGGGUUUUUUGGGGGGUUGUGGAGGGUUUUUUUGCUUUGUUUUGUUUGUUUUUAGGGUGGCUGGUUGGUUUCUUUUUCCUCCCCCCUGCCCUCAGUGGUGAUGUUGUAUGUAACCACUCAGCCAUUACUCAAGUCCUUUCUGCCCUCCUUCAAGCGCGGCACCCUGACCUGGCUGCUUGAGCACUGGGGAACAACCACUGGCUUUGCUCCUGCGGGACUGCAAAGAUCCAGGGUUGUUGUCAACACUCUUGGACCACUUCAGUCAAGAUGUUUUCCACCUCAUUUUAAAGCCAAACCCUGGGAAGCGAGGGGAUGCUGGAGUGGCACAUCUGCUGGUACAGGUCCUGCCAAGGUACCGUGUGCAUGUCUCUGGGCACUGUGGCCAGAGGAGCCAGCGGUGCAGGGGCAGCGGUGCAGGGGCUGCUCAGCCGCACAGAUCAGCACUCUUGCAACAGAGCUCUCUCCCUCCAGUGUGUUGCAGUACUUCGUCGUGGACAGGAUUGCACCACGUUUUGCUACAAACUGUAAAUAGCUGUAUUAUAGCCUGGGUUGUGCAUACAGAAGCUGUAGUGACCUUUGAUACGGGUUUGGGGCAGGUGUGUUCUCGGCAGCGAGGCAGGUCAGGUGCAGAGGUGCUGUGGGUAGUCUCGUGUUGUAAUCCAGGGCAUUAAAUGACUUCAACCUGCUCCAAUCCAUGCCUGGCUGGACUCCUCUCUUUCUAUAGUGCCUUUUGUAGAUACAGCUAAACACACAUCAUGCAAUACAAUGAACAAAACCAUGUCAAAGGUGGUGUUUUGUUGUUUUUGUUUUAUUUCCAAAGUGCAACUGACUGUGUAAAGCUUUUUUUUAAGGAAAAAAAAAAAAAGAAAUCCAGGCUUAGCUACAAACCGUUGCCUAUUGAAAAAUGCACGAGCAUUUUCAGCUUUGAUCUAAUGGCAGGUUAAUACAAUCAACUUGUGUGAGAGCCUGGCUUCUCAGCAACAAGUGGCAAGAGGGGGAAAGGAGCUGUUGUCGUGUGCCCUGUAUGCUGUGGCCAAUUUACACAUUGGGUUUUGCCUCUUCCGUUACCGAUGCUGUUCAAUGUUGUUUAAAUAACUGUACUAUAUUUUGUGAAAAGCUGAAGAAAUUUUAUUCAAAGAGAAGUAUGGAGAUUAGCUAUUUAUGAGGACCAAAA
Molecule: messenger RNA, 4408 nt
Organism: Strigops habroptila (Kakapo)
Lineage: Eukaryota; Metazoa; Chordata; Aves; Psittaciformes; Psittacidae
Gene: FZD5
Product: frizzled class receptor 5
Exons: 2
Coding region: 64-1788 (574 amino acids)
Biological process (GO): non-canonical Wnt signaling pathway; canonical Wnt signaling pathway
Cellular component (GO): plasma membrane
Molecular function (GO): Wnt receptor activity; Wnt-protein binding
Source: RefSeq, a predicted model, not a curated record